GAUUAUACACUUAAUAUUUAUGAAGUGGCAACGAUUGUGUAUGUGUUGUGAAUCAGCUGUUGUUGUUAUUGCAAUAAUAUUCAAUAAUAAUUCCUAAAAUUGUACACAGUGUGAAUAGUGAUGAAAAUAUACGAACAUAAGUGAACCUAAUAGAUUUUAAUUGUUUGUUUGUCUUCAGGCUGUUUUCCGUUAAUUCUUUAUAAUAAAAGAGCCAAAAAGAAAUUGAACAAUGAACGAUUGAAAUGAGCUCAAAAUUGUUACAAACCCACAUUGAGUUCAGAAUUCUAUAAUCAAACCUUUUUCUGUCAUUUUCAUAUCUGUUUAUUACAAAAGUAUAAAGUAAAUUAGCAAACUAAAAUAUAACACAGUAAAACUAAUACUAUUGAUAAUGAUAAGUUAAUAGGCCAGAUAAUAUACUAAAAAAAUAGAAAAACACUCCAGCAAAGACUGUUUUUGACCAUUAGAAUUAGAAUUAGAUAAAGAAUUAGAUCAUUGAGAUCAGAUUCCAGCACUAUUUUAUGGGCGAACACAUAUAUUAUUAUUGAGGGUAGUGGGAACAGAUAAUGUCUAUAUGAUCCAUUAUCUACAUAACACCAAGUGAGCUCUGAAUUUGCCUUUCUAACUUAGGGAAAAGUCAUCAAUCAUUCCCUUUAUUUUUGUAUAUGGGCACAAGUGUACUGGUGCUCCGUUUCGUAGGGAUCACUUCUUCUUGCAGCAGCUUAUUGAAGAUUAAAGUCUGCCGGGCUCAAAAAUCACAUAUGGAAAUCAAGCGGAAGAUCUUCCCUUCAAAGUUUAUAAUAUUGCCCCUUUUACCAAAAUCAGCCAAAUCGGUCCAGCCGUUCUCGAGUUUUAGCGAGACUAACGAACAGCAAUUCAUUUUUAUAUAUAUAGAUAGAAGAUAGAUACAUUGAGGUGGCGAAUUGGGACAAUAGAAAUUAGAACUUUUACUUACUAAGUUCACAGUUCUAUGGGAUCUAUUCGCUAUUGUUGUGUUUAUCAGUCGCAGUCUCCACUUAUAAAACGGAUACAAAGGCAAUAAAGAAAGUAAUCUGUAUUCGCGUUGUGAUGUCUCAACUUGGAUAACAGAAGGAUCCCAGUUCAUAUGUACAGCAGCAAAAAGAAAACUGAAGCUAAAGAUAAAAUGGAUGAAAAAACGAAAUUCGGUACAAUGACUUAAGCGAUAGCAAAAAAAAAAGAAAAAAAAAAAGAACAGUUUCUCUUAUUGAUAAACGUAUCUGUGAUUUGUAACAUUCAAACGAUCUCUGAAUUAUUAUUAUUAUUAAGAAUUUUUUUCAAAAGUGUUAGUGUUCCAUCGAAAUGCCGGCCAUUUUGUCGAAAAUUCGCGAACAAGCAACGCGGGUGCAACCCUCGCUCGCACUCGGCGUGGGCGUAGGGGUGGCGCUAGCCGCGUGCGCCGUUUAUUCAACAAGAGACAAGAAACAAGCCCCACCAUGCAACAAUAACAAUAAUUAUAAGAUCUUGAAGAACGGUAAUAUUCACACGGAAGAUAAUGUCAAGACGAACGAAACUUGUGGGGGGAGGUGCGGGGCGGAGCAGUGCGCCCUCUGCAGGGGGGAAGUCGACACCGACAACAAACAGAAUAUCGAAGACGCCGACGAAACCCAAUCAAUCGAGGAGCACGUCCCGGGUCUCAACCUCGAAUUCCUCAGGCAGCUGAUCUCACUCGCGAGGAUCAUGGUCCCAGGGUUCAGGAGCCACGAAGUAGCUCUACUUACAGCUCAUACUCUAUGCUUAUUUUCGAGGACCUUUCUAUCGAUCUACGUCGCUUCCUUGGAAGGGUCCAUUGUGAAGCACAUAGUCCAAAAAGACAUGCGCAGUUUCUCGUCGUUGCUGAUGCAGUGGUUCGGCAUUGCCAUACCGGCUACCUUCAUCAACUCCAUGAUCAGAUACCUCGAGAGUCGAUUGGCCCUGGCCUUCAGAACCAGACUGGUCAAUCACGCUUACGAGCUGUACUUUAAAAACCAGACCUACUAUAGGGUCGCUAACUUGGACGCUAGGAUCGAAAACGCUGAUCACAGGUUGACGGAAGAUGUCUCCGUGUUCACGCAGUCCGUGGCGCAUCUCUACAGUUCGCUCACAAAACCUUGCUUCGACUUGCUGCUGAUUGUCCUCACUCUGGCUUCGUACUCCAACAAGAUGAAAGGAAACAUAUUCAUUGGUCCCGGGAUAGCAACGGUGGUGAUAUGCGCGACCGGACAAGUCCUUCGUAUGCUCAGUCCGAGGUUCGGUGCUUUGGCCGGGGAGGAGGCGAGGAUGCGCGCUAACCUGCGCCAUGUCCACGCCAGUCUCAUCGCGCACGCUGAAGAAGUCGCCUUCUACGGAGGGCAUAAGGUGGAACUAGGACAGCUGCAGUCCGCGUACAAACAGCUGGUCGCGCAAAUGACUUCGGUGUUCAACAAGAAACUGUGGUACGUGAUGCUGGAGCAAUUCUGCAUGAAGUAUCUGUGGUCCGGCACCGGAAUGGUCAUGCUGGCGCUGCCCAUACUCACGGGGACUAAGGAAGGAGGUGAAAGCAACAGCAUCAGCGCGAGAACAGAAUACAUGACCACGUCCAGGAACCUGCUGAAUUCGGCUGCGGACGCCAUCGAGAGGCUCAUGUCCAGUUAUAAGGAGGUGGUGACGCUGGCGGGGUACGCCACGCGCGUGUCCGACAUGCUGCUGGUGUUCGGCGAGGUGGCGCGCGGCCGCUGCGUGCGCGCCGUGCACGUGGCGCCGCCGCACCAAGCCUUCCAGGUCACCUUCCGGGACAACCAGCCCGUGCCGCAAGGCAAAGUAAUGUACACGGACGACUUGUCGAUAAAGCUUCGCAACGUGCCGAUAGUGACCCCGGCCUGCGACGUGGUGGCCGCCGGCGUGACCCUGGACAUCGCGCCGGGGACGCACCUCCUCAUCGUUGGACCCAACGGAUGUGGGAAGUCCAGCUUAUUCCGAAUAAUCUCCGGUCUGUGGCCGGUGUUCGGCGGCGAGCUGUCGGUGCCGCGGCCCUGCGCGUGCGGCCACUGCGCCGACGAGACCAACACCAGCGACGCCUGCGCCUCGCGCCCCAUCAUGUUCUACAUACCGCAAAGACCGUACAUGUCGGCGGGCUCGCUGCUGGACCAGGUGACGUACCCGUCGCGCGCGGCGCCGGACGACGCGGCGGCGGAGGAGCGCGCGCGGCGCAUCCUGCGCGCGGUGCGGCUGCACGCGGCGGCGGCGCGGCUGGGCGGGCUGCGGGCCGUGCGCGACUGGCGCGCCACGCUCUCCGGCGGCGAGAAGCAGCGCCUCGCCAUGGCCAGGAUGUUCUACCACAGGCCGGUGUACGCUCUGCUGGACGAGUGCACGAGUGCCGUUUCCAUGGAGACGGAGGUCGUCAUGUAUGAGGAGGCUGUCAAGGAGGGCAUCACGCUACUCUCAAUCACGCACCGACCGAGCGUGUGGAAGUACCACACGCACGUUUUGGAGUUCGACGGCGCCGGCAACUGGUCGUUCCGGAAGCUGGACAAGGAGAGCGCGGUCUCCAGCCCCGCCAUCAACAGCGCCGCGACCAGCACGCCAGCGGAGCCCCCCGCCGAACACUAGCCAAGUCUCGACACGUAUCUGACAGGAACGAUGACAAAAUGGCGCGGUUUUAUUUUUCAAAAUGGCGCGGUUUUAUUUUUCAAAAUGGCGACUGACGUUUCUCCAAAGCGUGGACGUGAAUCAACGCAAUUUAAAAUUAUCGAUUAUCGAGAUCUAAUUGAAAUUAAAAUUAUACGAAAUAGAGGAGAGGGGGCUACAUUAAAAUGUUUUGAGGUGAAGCUGUUGAAAGACCGUAAAAUCGUUUCUUUCUGAAUCAUCAGGAAAUCGGGACGAACUUGAAAGUUGUUGUACUAUGUUUUGACUUAUUGACAGUGUCCAAAACAGCACACGGUAGAACUGUUCAAUAGCAGCACCCUUUUUUUAAUGUACGGUUAGAACAUUCCAGAAUGCUGUAGAUAAGACUUGGCUAUACGUCAUUAGACCAGAGUGGUUAAAGAACGCGAAGGAGUGAAGCACACAGGAGGCAUAAUGAAUUAAAUACUUAAAAACUUUAGUUGAUUUUAAACCUUAUCUCGAUAAGUUUAGGUGCAUUUUCCUUUGAGGAACUAUUUUACUUAUACACAUUUUGUACUCAACGUACGAAUACUAGAUAUGGUCGUCAUGUGUGUUCUAUUAUUAACGAAGUUAUACAAUUUUAAACAUUACACCGGUAUGUUUGAAGUAUAAUUUUGAAUGUACGCAUACCGGAGGAGUAUAUGGAAGCUUAAAACGUCCCGAAUUUUGCGUAUCACAGUAAUUUAAUAAAUGUUUAGAGAUUUGUAAUAAAAGAUGUAAUAAAUGUAAGUAUAGAUGUAAAUAUAUAAAAAAAACUAAAAUUUAUGCUUAUGAAAAUAAUAUGUAUUUAAUGAACAAUAACUUGAUUAUGUGUUGUUUUUAGUGAUUCUGAUUAAGUGAUAAUUUAGAGAUUAAAUAUGACAUUCGUAAAAGCUAUUAAACUAACGAAUAUAUUAUAUAAAAAACAUACUGUACUGAAGCAGCCAUGGUAUUGCAAAAACAGAUAAUAUUUACAGUACAACGGCUGUCCUGUACCCUUCAAACCUUACUGCUUCUUAGAAAUAGGCAGGGUAACGGUACCUACCCGUGUAGGCUCAUAAAAUGCCCUUCCACUAGUAAAAGUGUUAUAAGUCAGCAGUUCCUAACCUGAAUACGAGAUUACAACACCCUAUAUAAAACUAAUGGCGUAAAUCCGCAUAUCUUUAUUUUUGGUUUUCAAUUAAUAAUAAUAAUAAUAAUAAAACAUUUAUUUCAGAAAAAAUCCAUAAAAUAAUAAUAAUACAAUAGUCAGCACACAAACAUUUCAACAAUACAAAUAGAAAAUGAACAAUAUACUAAUUCAAUUAAUUAAAUAUACAAAGGAAAUGAAUUAGAAACACAUAAUUAUAUCAAUACAGUAGUAACCACUCUAUGUCAAUAUUAGCUAUCAUUAUGUCAAUCAGUCAAUUAAUUUGGAGAAAAAAUAAAAUAAAAAGAAAAUCAUACACAUUUCAUAAUGAAGAGUAAAAUAAUAAUAAGGAUAUGUCAGUCUUGUCCGGUAAUUAUACACAUCCAUUUAUGUUGGAUCGGACAAUCAGCGCGAGAAGCAAUCAUCCCGAGGAUGCCAUUACUACUGUCUCUCACUCGUCUUAAAAAAGAGGCAACCUUUUUUCGGAUUAUAGCUUGAUAGCCAUCCGUCCGGGCAUCAGCAAACAUUUGCGACGCACUGCAGUAGGGAGGCAGCCGCAAUAGCACCCUGAAGAUGUUGUUAUAUUGAGCGCGCAGGACCCUGGCAGCCCGUUGAGUAUGAUUCACCCAUAGACUGCUGCUUAAUGUUAAGAAAGUCAGCUCCUGUCCCAUGAUAAUAAUUUAAGCGUGAAAUUACAAAGUGUAUAGAAAGAAUAAAUCAAGGAAUUCCAGAUAUUGUACUUAUACAGUGUGUAGCAAAAAACAUCAGCAGUGUGCUUGGAACGUUUGCGUACGUUUGCCGCUAGGGGCGCUGUUCCAACUGCAUACAAAUUCGAGUUAACUUUUACUCUAUCGAGUACAUUAAAAGACUCGCACUAAGCACUGGUCCGGUUAAAUUUUGAAGUUGUUACUUUAAAAAACUUGAACGUCAAAUCGAUAUGUUUUAUAGCUUAGGGAUGUAGAUACAUUAUGUCGAAUUUAAUCAAAAUAACUUUAUAAAAUCAAUGAAAAAUAAAAAUAAAUUUAAAAGAUUCUCAAUAACUAAAUAAAAUAAGAUGUUCUAAGUGAGUUGACUUGAAAUUUGGAAUUAAAUGUCAUAUUUUAAUAUUUUGAAAAGCGCGGUAGUAGGUAUCAGUAGCCUAGCGCCGCGCGAGGUCAUUCACCUCCAGUUGUACGUAACUUUUAUUGUGAUCUUGUUCUACUUAAAUAUUUUUUCUUAAUCAAAGGCAAAGGGUUUAUGUGAGUAUGACUAUGACAUGUAUGAUACCGAAAAAAAAAAUUUUUAAUUCCUGCCCGAGUAUAUAUAUUUUAGAAUUAGUUUCUGAAUGAGAUUAUCAAAGUGGCUGUUGAUUUUGAAUGUGUUUUUUUUUCAUAAAAUUAAUUACAUAUUAAAUUAUAUUUUUUUCGUGGAAAAAAAAAUAAAUAAACUAUAUUUUCUAUUUUUACUAUUGUGUAUAGUGUAAAUAUAUCUAAUAGGAUACAAUUUUUUUAUGGCUGUCCAAUCGGGAACGAUAAAUGAAAUAAAUGGGUUUUUUUAAUA
This is a messenger RNA of Bombyx mori (domestic silkworm), 6283 nucleotides long. It is a transcript of the gene ABCD, whose product is annotated as ATP-binding cassette sub-family D member 1. The transcript has 18 exons. The record is from RefSeq and is a predicted model, not a curated record. NCBI's taxonomy places the organism in Eukaryota, Metazoa, Arthropoda, Insecta, Lepidoptera, Bombycidae. Bases 1318 to 3582 code for a protein of 754 amino acids. Gene Ontology annotation, molecular function: ABC-type transporter activity; ATP binding; long-chain fatty acid transmembrane transporter activity. Gene Ontology annotation, biological process: very long-chain fatty acid catabolic process; peroxisome organization; fatty acid beta-oxidation. Gene Ontology annotation, cellular component: peroxisomal membrane.